Coniosporium apollinis CBS 100218 is the source of this 2244-nucleotide messenger RNA. RefSeq lists its product as uncharacterized. The coding region runs from base 1 to 2244 and encodes 747 amino acids. The record is from RefSeq and is a predicted model, not a curated record. The transcript has 2 exons. Lineage: Eukaryota; Fungi; Ascomycota; Dothideomycetes.
AUGAGAUUCCGCACCGCCUCCGUUACUGGGAGGCCAGACAACGAUCCCAACUUCCCUAAUGCUUUUACCACCCAGUGCGAUGGUGAGAAGCGAGCACCUCCUGUCAGGCCCAGCAUGACGACCCGAUUAUCUUCGCGCUUCGCGGAACUCAACCCGCUGAAACUCCUCCCCGUUGGAGAGAAAGGCAGCUACGAGCGGUUACCGGGCUACGACAGCGCCAAUGGCUCGCCCUUUGGCACUCCCAUACUCAAGAAGUACAGAUGGCGGUCGCCGAGUCCAGGAUCGGAUCGCUUUACGUUCCCGCGGUUAUCGCUGUCGCGCAUCAUCAUCCUUACGAUAACAGCGAUCCUGGCCACAGGACUAUUAGUGACGGGCGGCUACCGAAGACAUGUGGCACACGAGGCAAACAACAAGCCUGCGGAGAGAGAGCUUUUCUUCUGGGAGCAUUUUCCUCGGAUCAAUGGCUUCUUCAACGGCGUUCGUUUACUAGUGCCGUACAGCGAGUACGUGCCAGAGCAGAAGUCCAUCAAUGAGUUCCUCGAAAAGAAGAUGGGCAAGAAGAUGCCAAAAGUCGCCACUCAGCCCACCCUCGACCCCGUACCCUUCAAUCCGUAUCCCGACUUCGACUCGUACGAUUACCUACGGGAGCAUCAUCCGGUGAAGAAGUGCUUCCUUGACGAGGCCGAGACUCUCGCCGUGCCGGACAUCUACGUCUAUCCAGGACUGCCGCAGAACAUGACAGACCCGUUUUUCGGCUCAUACGGGCAGCUGGGGAUCAGCGACAGCGUCUGCUACGACAGGUUUGGCAGACUUGGGCCCUAUGGCUACGGUUCCGACAUCACUCAGGGGGGCUUGGGAAUAGGAGACAACACGGAGAAGGAAGGCUCCGACAAGAUCUGGAGUAUGGCAAGGAAGAUCGACUACCGCAAGGUGGACUGGGGGAAGGUGCAGCGCACAUGCUACGAAAAGAACCAGAAGCGCUUCUCCCAGAGUGGUGGCAAGAAGGCUGUCAAGCGCUCAGCAUACGUUUUGCGGACUUACCAAGGCUUCGAGUAUACGCCGCAUCAAAUGGCGACAAUCCGAGCGAUGAUCAACGAGCUAAGCCUUAAAUCCGGAGGCGAGUACGAUGUUCAUCUCCUGGUUCAAAUCAGAGAUAACGGUAUUCCAAUCUGGGCCUCCGAUGAUCUCUAUAACAAAACCUUGCGAGACAAUGUUCCUGAGGAGUUUUGGGCCAUGGCCACUUUGUGGUCGGAGCAGCAGAUGAGGAUGUAUUACCCAGAGCCCUUUCCUGACAACGUGAUCAAUCAUUCUGGCCAUCCAAUCCACUCAGUCUACCGUACCGGCCAUUUCGCCCUCCAGUGGUUCGCGCAAGAGCACCCAGAGUACGACUUUUACUGGAACUGGGAAAUGGAUAUCAGGUAUACAGGCCAUUACUAUGAGUUUCACAACCGGAUUGGAGAGUGGGCGAAACAGCAGCCGCGAAAGGGCAUCUGGGAACGUAGCUCUCGCUUCUACAUGCCGGAUCUCCAUGGCACGUGGGACAACUUCACUGAGAUGGUCGAGGAGCAGACUGUCAUGAACGGCGAGAAGCCUGUGUGGGGUCCGCCGGAGUUUGAGAACAGCGGCACGAUUGCGAGCCCAUUAUCCUCCAAGCCACCAACCACAUACAUCAAAGACAACUACAGCUGGGGUGUUGGCGAAGACGCUGACUUUAUCGUCUUCAAUCCCAUCUUCGAUCCGAGCAAGACGAACUGGGUCUUCCGAGAAGACAUCAGUGGCUAUGACCGACAGUACCCUGUACCUCCGCGCCGUGCAGCCAUCAUAACCGUUGCUCGGCUGAGCAAGAAGCUCCUCGAUCUGAUGCACGAAGAAACCUAUAGACUCAAACAUACCGCAUUCCCCGAGAUGUGGCCGCCAACCUGCGCGUACCACCACGGCCUCAAAGCCGCCUACGCCCCGCACCCUGUCUACUUUGACCGCAACUGGCCGCUCGAGUAUAUGGACCAGAUCUUCAACCAUCCGAAGAAAGACUAUGAAAGCGUGUUCGGCUGGGGCGAGCACAACUUCAUGGGCAGCUCCUACUACUACAACUCUGGCUUUUCGGGCGCGCUUUGGAGGAGAUGGCUCGGUGAAUCCGAGAACAAAGAAGGCGGCAGAGCGGAAGAAAUAGCAGGCUCAGGCAGGAUGUGUCUGAGAAGUACACUGCUACACCCCAUCAAGUUCGAGAACGGGCCAACGGAGUGA